AUGUGCGAGGGCAUCCCCAAUUAUUCUCUGUUCAUCCUGGGCAAGCGCAACCCGAUUCGCGCGGCAACCAUCAGCUUGGUGAAGGGGCCGUACUUCGACCAAUUCAUCCUCCUGUUGAUUCUCGCCAACUGCGUCUUCCUCGCGAUGGACACGAACGAGGUGCUGUUCGAAGAGAGCUCGUGGGGCAAAGCGGUGUCGAUGUCCGAGGUCGUUUUCACGGGCAUAUACGUGGUGGAGAUGAUCCUGAAAAUCAUCGCCAUGGGCUUCGUGCUGGGGAAGGGGAGCUACCUGAGCGAUCCCUGGAACAGGAUGGACUUUUUCGUCGUCGUGCUCGGACUGUUGGCGUACCUGCCGGGCAUGGGAAACUUCUCGGGGAUCAGGACGGUGCGAAUAUUGCGUCCGCUGCGAACGAUCACCGGCGUGAGGGGCAUGCGGCAGCUCGUGGUGACCCUGCUCCGGUCCCUGCCGAUGCUCCUCGACGUUUUGAUCCUGGUGUUCUUUGCGUUUUUCAUCUUCGGCAUCGUCGGCUUACAGCUGUUCAUGUCGAAGACGUCGCAGCGGUGCGCCAUCUUGGCCAACCCCGCGAGCGGCUGUGCGCUACCCGCGGCACCCGUGUGGGAGUUUCAGGGGGGCGAGGGCGGCGACGAGCUGUGCUCCGGCCCUAGUUUGGGCUCCUAUCCGAACCGCGGGGACGGCGGCGAAGGGAACUCGUGUCCGGCCGGCCAGUACUGCGUCACCCAGCGAAAGCAGGAUCUGCCAAACUUUGGGUACAGCAACUUCGACAACAUCGCGUGGGCGUGGCUGACAAUCUUCCAGUGCAUCAGCAUGGAGGGCUGGACCAACAUCAUGUACAUGGUCAUGGACACGGUGACGACGUGGACGUGGCCGUACUUCGUCGUCCUCAUCGUCUUCGGAUCGUUUUUCGCCGUGAACUUGGCGCUCGCGGUGCUGUUCGUGUACUUCACCGGCGCGGGGACGGAUGGGGAGGAUCCGGAUGAGGAGAAGGAGUUACCCUUGCCGACGCAGGACGGCGAGGUGGCGGUGACGCACAAGAACGCUCUGCAGAAAGUAUGUUUCAACAUCGCGUCCUCGACCCGGUUCGAGCAGCUCACGAUCGGUCUCAUCAUCCUUAACACCGUGGUGAUGGCGUCAGAUCACAACCGCAUGCCAAAGGAGCAACAGCAGGCUAACGAGUACGUCAACUUUUUCCUCUUCGCCUACUUUGUCGUCGAGAUGAUCAUCAAGCUCAUCGGAUUCGGCCCGAGGGGCUACGCCAAGGAUCAGAUGAACCUAUUCGACGGGUUCGUAGUGCUCAUGUCGUGCGUCGAGGUUGUCGUGGGUUUCAUAUCGAGCGACAACGGCAACAACUACCUCUCUGUGCUUCGAACGUUUCGUCUGCUUCGCGUGUUCAAGCUGGCGAGGUCGUGGAAGCAGCUGAACGACAUCAUCACCACGAUGUUCAAGUCGCUCGCGGGCAUCUCGUAUCUCUCCCUGAUUUUGUUGCUGUUCAUGUACGUGUUUGCGCUGCUGGGCAUGCAGCUGUUUGGGAGCGACCACGCUAGGCACUCGUUCGACAACAUCUUCUGGGCGUUCAUCACGAUAUUCCAGAUACUCACCGGCGAGAACUGGAACGAGGUGAUGUACGACGGCAUGAGGCACGUGAGCGAGUGGACGUGCAUCUACUUCAUCGUGCUGGUGGUGCUGGGCAACUACAUCAUCCUAAACCUGUUCCUUGCGAUCCUCCUCGAUAACUUCGCCGCUGGAGAUAACGAGGAAGGGGAGAAAGGGGAGGGGAAGAAAGGGUCGAGGCCGUCCUCGCGCGCCAAUGCUGGCAGCCGACCGGGCUCGCAAGGCCCGUCGAUCAAGGACGAGAAGGGAAACAAGCUAAAGAGCUACAACUCAAUAGCGGCGUGGAAAGCUGAGGAUUUCAACCCGAAGACGAGCGAGCUGGACAAGCUCAAGGCGCAGGGCGUGGACCCAAAGCACAUCUUAUACGGUAAGCACGUCCCCGCGCUCAAGCACAGGUCGCUGUACAUCUUCGGCCCCAAAAAUCCGCUGCGGCUGGCCAUCGCAAAGGUCAUCUACCACAGAUACUUUGAGUACUUCAUCAUCGGCGUGAUCCUGAUUAGCUCGAUCAUCCUGGCGGUGGACGGUCCGGCGUACAGUAAAGACGCCCCCCUCAAGACGGCGAUGGACAUAUUGGAUAUCGUGUUCCUCUUUAUGUUUGUGCUUGAGGCGAUGAUGAAGGUGAUCGUCCGCGGCUUCGUCGCGCACGAAGGGGCUUACCUGCGCAGCGCCUGGAACGUGCUCGAUUUCAUCAUCGUCAUCGUGGGGUUGAUCGCGUUCGGCAUCGAGUACAGCGACGGGUCCUCGCGCGACCUGAUGGCGGUGAGGGCGCUUCGAACGUUCAGGGCGUUGAGACCCCUGCGCAUGGCGUCGCGAGCGCAGGGCAUGAAGGUUGUGGUCAACGCCCUGUUCAGCGCGGUUCCCGGGAUCACCAACGUGGCGUUCGUGUGCCUCUUGUUCUACGUCAUCUUCGGCAUCCUCGGCCUCAACCUCUUCAUGGGGAAGAUGUAUUACUGCGCGGACACCGACGACCUGUCCACGCGACUGGUCCCGGAGAGUAUGGGAUCGACGUGCGAACCGAGGGCGUACAACACGCACUGGACCAACCCGCGCGAUUACGAUUUUGACAACAUCGGGCACUCCAUGCUCUCGUUGUUCGAGAUGGCGACGCUCGAGGGCUGGCUGGAGAUCAUGUACCACGGCGCGGACACCACCGAAGUCGACCUGCAGCCGAUACGGGAUAACAACCCGUACUACUGCCUCUUCUUUGCGUUUUUCAUCAUCGUGGGAUCCUUCUUUGUCAUGAACUUGUUUGUCGGCGUGACCAUCGACAAGUUCAACGAGAUGAAGGAGAAGCAGGAGAAGAGCGUGUUCAUGACCGACGAGCAGCAAUCGUGGGUCACGAUCCAGCGUCUGUUGGUGGGAAUCAGGCUGAAGAAGACGGCGAACAGGCCACUGAACCGCAUGCGCAACUUCAUCUACGAUGUCGUCACCAGCCGAUCGUUUGAGACGCUGAUUCUGUGUCUCAUCAUGGCGAACAUCCUCGUCAUGUCCAUGACCCACGCGGACAUGUCGGAUGAGUUUGAGAAUGUUUUGUUCCUCCUCAACUGCGGGUUCGCGGGUAUCUUUGCGAUCGAGGCGAUCAUGAAGCUCAUCGCGUUCAAGCCCAGCGGAUACUUCCGGGAUCCCUGGAACACGUUUGAUUUCAUGGUUGUCUCGCUGUCCGUCGCGGGCAUCGCGGUGACCUUGACCACGGACAUCUCAGCUACGUAUCUGAGCAUCAUCCGUGUGUUCCGCGUGGCGAGAAUCUUCAGACUGAUUCCCAAGGCGAAGGGGCUGAAGAAGUUGUUCCAGACGUUGCUCUAUUCGCUUCCGGCUCUGGCCAACGUGGGCAGCGUCUUGUUCCUGUUCUUCUUCAUCUUCGCCGUUCUCGGCAUGAACCUGUUCGGUAAGGUUCGCGUCACCGGCAACUUCCUCAACAGGUAUGCCAACUUCGAGACGUUCGGGUACUCGAUGCUGACGUUGUUCCGCAUGGCGACUGGCGAAGCUUGGAACGGCAUCAUGCACGACUGCAUGAUCACAAAGCAGUGCGAUCUGAACGAGGACCUGUACACCAACCAGUGCACUCCGCACCCGGUGGGCGCGAUCAUCUUCUUCUGCUUCUUCUGCAUCCUGUGCGCGUUUGUCAUGCUCAACCUCGUCAUCGCGGUCAUCUUGGACAACUUCCAGAACAACUCAAAGACAUCAGAGCUCGGCGUGAGCAAGGAGGACAUGAUGCACUUCACAGACGUCUGGAUGCGCCUGGAUCCGAGGGCGACCUACUAUAUUCCCGCGGAAAGUCUGCCACGUGUUAUCGGCGCGAUGGACCACCCGGUGGGCACGCGAGGUUUGAGCAAGCGCGAGGCCAAGACAAAAUGCAUGCAUAUCAUCAUGACGGUUGAUAUUCCCAACCACGACGGCAAGAUUCACUUCCUCGAGACCCUCCACGCGCUGACGGGGAGGAUCGCCGGGACGGAGCUGCCGGAGUCCGAGGAGGUCAAGGUCAGAGACUCGAUGGUGGACAGGUUGCCCACCUUUGCGAGCGACAAGGACGUCCCAAAGUUCACGGCGGCGCACUUCCACGCGGCGCUCUACGUGCAGGCUGCCGUGAGGGGAUACAUGCAGCGGUACAGGAUGAGGGAGAAGCUGGCGCAGGCGGAGAAGCUCGCGCAGGAGAAGCGGGAGGCGGCGGUGGCGGGAAAAUGAGGAGCGCCGAACCACGCCUUUUAUUAGCAAUCGUUGAAAGACUAAGAUUACGGGUAGAGUUGUUGAGACUCGUGACAGCAUCUGCGCGUAUUCCUCACUUGGAUUUUUUCGGUUCGUCAGCCCCCUCCUCCUCCCCGGCCUCGACGAAAGCCCAGAUCUCCUUCAACUCCUUCACUCCACCCGCGACGAGCGCGCGGAGGAAGGUGGCGCCGAGGAUACCCGGCACGAUGUAAAGAAGAGCCGGCUGCGCCGCGUUGAACACGUUCAUCACCACAAUCGUCGUCGCCAAUCCGGCAAAGUACCCGAAGAUCACCGCCGGGAAGUACCGCUUGGGCGCCGGCUUACCCUCCGCCUUCGCCUGCGCCGCGCGCUGCAGGUCCAUUCGCAGCGUGAGCGCCACGUAAAUCCCCGGCACCACGAUGUCGCCCAGUCCGAGCAUGCUGAAGGGCGACUUCGACCCGGGCUCGACGACUCUCGGAAACAGGAGCUUGAUGGGGGCGUCGAAGGACUUGGCGACGGUGACCAUGACGGGGGUGAAGAACACCCAGAAGAUGUCGUAGAAGAAGAGUCCCACGAGCAGGAUGGUGCCGAUCUGCACGCUGUCCAGCGUGAGAAACUCGACGCCGGUGAGGGAAAACGCGAGACCGAGGGCGUUGUUUGCCACCCAGUGUUUCUCCAUCACAUACCACCCGCAGAAGCCGCACGCGGCGACGCCGGCGAUGAGCUCCGGCGGCGUGCACUCCAGCUUGGUCGGUCCGUCGGUGAUGAGCGGGAUCGUGGGUAGGGUUCCGAAUU
Messenger RNA from Micromonas commoda, 5106 nucleotides. RefSeq names its product voltage-gated ion channel superfamily (gene CAV1). Bases 1 to 4311 code for a protein of 1436 amino acids. Lineage: Eukaryota; Viridiplantae; Chlorophyta; Mamiellophyceae; Mamiellales; Mamiellaceae. The record is from RefSeq and is a predicted model, not a curated record. Gene Ontology annotation, biological process: calcium ion transmembrane transport. Gene Ontology annotation, molecular function: voltage-gated calcium channel activity; protein binding; voltage-gated sodium channel activity. The transcript has 6 exons. Gene Ontology annotation, cellular component: voltage-gated sodium channel complex; voltage-gated calcium channel complex; plasma membrane.